Molecule: messenger RNA, 1755 nt
Organism: Saccharomyces mikatae IFO 1815
Lineage: Eukaryota; Fungi; Ascomycota; Saccharomycetes; Saccharomycetales; Saccharomycetaceae
Gene: IRC10
Product: Irc10p
Exons: 1
Coding region: 1-1755 (584 amino acids)
Source: RefSeq, a predicted model, not a curated record
AUGUUCAUUGAAUACUCUCGAUUGCCUGGAUUCGAAAAUAUUAACGUGUCAUUCUCUAGGGGCAUGCUAAGACUGGCAAAGUUUACCAAUUUUGCAACUGUUGAGGAGAGGUUGGAAUACCUCAAGCUCCUUGCAGGUCCGAACAAGUGUAUUCAACGAAUAAGCGUUGACGAUUUUAAAAAACAUCCAGAUGAGGUAAAUUACAUAUAUAUUAUACUGUUAUCUAUUCUCCAAAUGGAGGAAUGCAUGUCGGUCCUUGUUCAGUGCCCGACUGUUUAUUGGACACGAUUCGUUUGGCCUGGGAAAUGUGCCGUGAAAACUUUUCAUUUUGAGAGUCAAACAUUGGCAAGUGCUUUUAAUGCAGUAUUCACUCCUUAUUUUGCAAUAAUGAAAAAGGUUCUUGGAAAAAUAAAAAACAACAUGCUACUUUUUGCAGAGCCUCGAGCAAACAUGAAUAAUUUAUUAAUAAAGCAUUUCCACGAUCUUAUAUAUGAUAACAUAAAGGAUGAAAGAGUAGAUGAAACAAUCCUAUAUCUAAGGACAAACGUCAAUAUCCCAAAUGUUUUUGUUAACAACAAAAAGGCAGUUUUCCAUAGUAACUGUGUAAGAGUUGGAAAUUUUGUUGGUCAGUUCCUGAGGUUUUCCUUCAAACGAACCGUAAAGUGGUCAAAGUUGGAUUCAGUCGACUCAUUUGAAGUUACUGCAGUGAAUUAUAGAAUUUCAGUCAACUGGGAAAAAACACCAAGAAAGGUAUUUCUUCCUCUAAAUUGUGACACAAAGAAUCUACGAUAUAUACCUAAAAAGAAACAGAAUAUAAAGGAAAAAAACUCCACCACAUUCAAGGCAACCAAAAAGCCAGACACAAACGAAAACGCUUGUAAUAAUGAAUCGUUUUCUGUCGAAUUCCCACCUACAACGUCGGCAAAGACAGAAUAUCUGCUGAAAAGCAACUUUUCCUUACAAAGAAUCGAUGAAGAUAACGACCCUGCUCUCCAAGAGUUCAAAUUGAACAGCUCGCUUUUGUUACAAGAACAGACUUAUUCCAAUAAGAACAUCUUACAAAGAGAAUACAGUACUUCCCGUGGAAUCAGCUCUGUCAAUUUAUGUGACAGGCUGCUUACACCUGCCGAACCCAAAUUAUCCAGGAACAUCACCCCCUCCUUAAUGAGCUUGGCACAUCCAGCUGUAAUUACUAGUAGCGGAAAUGUCUCAGAGAACGUUAACUCUCAAUCAAGAGCUAAACCACAAUGCAAAAUGUCUGAACUUGGAAAAACAAAUUCAAGAAAAAAAACUAAUUGGAUCAGUUCAAACCCAGCUCCUGACCCGUAUGAGGAAAUCUCAAUGUGUCCAAGCCUUUUGGAUUCGAAUUUGAAAAGCGUAUCCGAAUUAUUGUCCUACCGUGCCAAUAUAGCUUCACCAAAUUGUUCCUUCUACCCAAAACAAAGUACAAAAAGUGUCAUCAUAAGACACAGGUCGGAUUCCAUGCAAAAGCAAAACAGUGUCUUCAAGAACUACGAACGUUUCAAAGAUCUACUAUGUAGAGGAACCAAUAAAGUACAGGCGGGAAGUCGCAAAUCUGACGUUGAAACAUACAAGAACGAAAGAGAGAAUAUUUUACAAAAACACAUAAUCUUACAAAACAAAACAAAAAAAAAAAUCAAAUGGCUAAAGUAUGACUUGCACAGAGUUACAGCAGCUUUCAGAGCUGCCAAAGAAAGUUGGAACGAACACAGAUUCGAAAAGCCGGACCAUUAA